AUGGAGGCAAUUCUGACCACAGCAGAUUACGGAUACUCAGCAACAUCGUAUGGUGCUCAGGGCGGUAAUGAAGAUGGCGGUUUCAUGGCCGGUAGCCAGGACAGUCCCAGCGCAAAGAAAUCAUACGGCAAGGAAACGCUACGCCCCGUCACAAUCAAGCAACUGCUCGAAGCCGAACAGCCUGACAGCGAGAACUUUGCCAUCGACGGCUCAGAGCUGACCACAAUCUCGUUUGUUGGCCAAGUCCGCAACAUCAGCAAGCAAACCACAAAUAUCACCUAUAACCUAGACGAUGGCACCGGCACCAUCGAAGUCAAGGUCUGGAUCGACAUGGAGACAGCUCAAAAUGACGAAGAGGGUGGAGCAAAGGCCGGUGUGGUCGAGAAUGCAUACGCUCGCGUCUGGGGCAAGCUCAAGACUUUCGGCAAGCGUCACGUCGUCGCUCAGCAGAUACGUCCCAUUACCGACCUAAACGAGGUCAACCAUCACAUGCUGGAAGCUACCUACGUCCACCUCUUCUUCACACGCGGUCCUCUGGGAGCACAACAACAAGGCCAACAAGGACAAGGCGCCUCCAACGGCGGUCAGUUCAAUGCUGGUGGCACUCUUCCCGCUGGUGUGUCGAGUCACGCCAGAAAGGUCUUCCAGUGCAUGCAAAACACCCCUCAGAUCAACGAGGGUCUCCACGUGCAGGAUAUGGCCAGCAGAACCGGCAUGGAUAUUGCCGAUGUGCUCAAGGGAACAGACGAGCUCCAAUCCAUGGGCAAGAUCUACAAUACCGUCGACGACCAGACUUGGUGCUUGCUUGACAUGUAA
Aureobasidium namibiae CBS 147.97 is the source of this 816-nucleotide messenger RNA. Its product is annotated as replication protein A, subunit RPA32. Bases 1 to 816 code for a protein of 271 amino acids. The record is from RefSeq and is a predicted model, not a curated record. Gene Ontology annotation, cellular component: site of double-strand break; DNA replication factor A complex; chromosome, telomeric region. Gene Ontology annotation, biological process: DNA replication; double-strand break repair via homologous recombination; nucleotide-excision repair. The transcript has 3 exons. NCBI's taxonomy places the organism in Eukaryota, Fungi, Ascomycota, Dothideomycetes, Dothideales, Saccotheciaceae. Gene Ontology annotation, molecular function: DNA binding.